AUGAUUCACGCCAUCCUUGCCGUUGGCCUCAUGGCCGCCAGCGCCUCAGCCCAAGCCAGAUACGCCUCAGACGGCUUCAAAUACGUCGGCUGCGUGCAGGCCAGAGCGUGCGAGUUCCCCGUCAAGAUGGACCUCGGCGACUCCUUCACCAUCGCGCAGUGCCAGCAGGCGUGCGGCAAGAGCAGCUCGUUCGCGGCGGCAACUGUGGAUGGCUGCCACUGCGAGGACCCCAUGUCGCGCGCCGCGCCCGUCUACGACGUGGGCGACGACACGAGAUGCUCCCGCGCGUGCAGGCCGGGCGACGCCGACGCCGGGCAGUGCGGCGGCCCCGUCCCGGCCGACAGGUACCGCGUGUACAACGUCUACCAGCGCGUCGCCGCGGAGCCCGCCGCGGUCCCCCGAGUCACGCUGCGCCCCGCCGCCGAUGCGACCCCCGCCGCCCGCAAGACCGCGGCCACGCAUGCCGCCGAGACGGCCGUCAUUGGGACCGCCACGGGGGCGUCUCACCCGCCCGCCUCGUCCCACGCCCAGGAGCAUCUGCCGCCGUCGCCGGCCGAGACCCGCGGCGCAGUGGCCUGCUCUAACUGCACGGCCCCGGCGGCGCCCACCGCGCCCACCGCACCCUUCCGAACCGCCGGGAACAAGCCCGCAGUUGUUUCUCUUCCGUCACGCCCGUGCCGAGGCGCCGAGUGCCCCGAGAGCCGGGUUCUGCCGCUCUCUUCCAAGGCUGCCCCUGCCGCUGCCGCCCCCAGCCACUCCGUGAUUGUGAGCGGGGGGCCAUGUCGACCCGCCGGCGCCAUUGCCGUAGCGCUAGGUAUGGCCGCUUUUGUUCUCGCCGUGGGAAUGUCUUGA
Molecule: messenger RNA, 852 nt
Organism: Metarhizium album ARSEF 1941
Lineage: Eukaryota; Fungi; Ascomycota; Sordariomycetes; Hypocreales; Clavicipitaceae
Product: Carbohydrate-binding WSC
Exons: 1
Coding region: 1-852 (283 amino acids)
Source: RefSeq, a predicted model, not a curated record